Messenger RNA from Drosophila yakuba, 239 nucleotides. RefSeq lists its product as uncharacterized. Bases 84 to 182 code for a protein of 32 amino acids. The transcript has 2 exons. The record is from RefSeq and is a predicted model, not a curated record. Lineage: Eukaryota; Metazoa; Arthropoda; Insecta; Diptera; Drosophilidae.
GAACUAAUUUGCUCGGUCUAUAAAAGCCGCGUUUCAAAAUGAAAACAUUAUACUUUCUAAGCAAAUCUAGAGUCUAAAGCAAUAUGGCCCACAUUGGAACUUUUAUCGCAAUCGCUCUGUUGGCAGCCGUGGCUCAACCUAAUUGCCCAGGAGGUUGUGCUGGUUGGGUGAAACAAGGCUAGAAUGAUGCCAAAUUAAAUAUGGUUUUAAUCAAAUACAUCCCGGCAUUGAAAAACUAA